AUGCAGAUUCCCCAGAUUUCUGUAAAGCAUGAGCGCGCCUCUUCUAUCAACUCGCUGAACGGGAUGCCAACCCCGGUUAGCACGUCGGGCCCCCGAUCCCCGCUAACCCCAACCGCCGAUGCGCGUACUCACAUCCUACCGAGUCCCCAAACUCAUAGUCGCCGUGUUUCAGAGGAUCGUUCUUCGAUGUCUGGCGAUGAUGAACGGAGAAUCAACUACAGCUACAAGCGCAACGAGGAGCCGGAGCGGAAUUCAGAAGGAAAAAUGAUCUGCAAACACCAAGACUGUUCCGGACUACUAUUCGAGCGCAGGUGUGAAUGGAGUAAACACAUGGACAAGCACGACCGGCCCUACAAAUGCAACGUCAAGGGCUGCGAAAAACUCCAAGGCUUCACCUACAGCGGCGGCCUACUGCGGCACGAACGCGAAGUUCACAAGAUGCACGGCGGCACCAAAAAGUCACUCUUUUGCCCGUUUGACGACUGCAAACGCAGUUCUGGCGCCGGCUUCACGCGCAAGGAAAACCUGGCCGAGCACAUUCGCCGCGUCCACCGCCGCACGAGCAUGUCAGCUGACAUGCACGGACUGAGGGUCCGCCGCGAUUCCACGGCCAUGACGGGCGCCAUGGAGAGCGCCGCACCCUCGAUUGCCGAGUCGCGCCGCUCGUCCGUGUCGCCGUAUAGUCGGCCGUUGGAGUUUCGCGAGGAGGAGGAUGUGGCUGUGAAGAGGAAGCGGGGCAGCGAUUACGGGCUCGGGGAGGUGCUUGGGGCGGAGGAGUUGAGGGCGGAGAUUAAGCGGUUGAGGUUGGAGAAUGAGGAGAAGGAUUCUAGGUUGCGGCAGUUGGAGCAGGCGGUCAUGGCGUUGCAGCAGGGGAGACGAUGA
Plenodomus lingam JN3 is the source of this 882-nucleotide messenger RNA. Lineage: Eukaryota; Fungi; Ascomycota; Dothideomycetes; Pleosporales; Leptosphaeriaceae. The record is from RefSeq and is a predicted model, not a curated record.